Cebus imitator (Panamanian white-faced capuchin) is the source of this 2230-nucleotide messenger RNA. RefSeq names its product cytidine and dCMP deaminase domain containing 1 (gene CDADC1). Bases 180 to 1658 code for a protein of 492 amino acids. The record is from RefSeq and is a predicted model, not a curated record. The transcript is spliced from 10 exons. Gene Ontology annotation, molecular function: zinc ion binding; dCMP deaminase activity. Gene Ontology annotation, biological process: dUMP biosynthetic process; dTMP biosynthetic process. Lineage: Eukaryota; Metazoa; Chordata; Mammalia; Primates; Cebidae. Gene Ontology annotation, cellular component: cytoplasm.
CGCUAUGACGUCACACGAGGCGCCCCGAAGUGGCGGUCAAGCUUGAGGCGUCAUCCGGCUGCGCCUAGUGGGCCGUUGCCUUACAAUUGUUGCGAGGAGGCGAGAGGCGGGGACGCUGGGGCCAAGAUCAUGUCUAACUGGGAGAGGUUUCCUUGGCAGCAGAGGACGCUAGGUUUGGGAUGAAAGAAGCUGGGCAGAUGCAAAAUCUGGAGAGCGCGAGGGCCGGGCGGUCAGUCAGCACCCAGACUGGCAGCAUGACAGGUCAGAUACCAAGGCUUUCUAAAGUCAACCUUUUCACUCUGCUCAGCCUCUGGAUGGAGCUCUUCCCAGCAGUAGAAGCCCAGAAGCAAAAAUCUCAGAAAAAUGAAGAGGGAAAGCAUGGACCCUUAGGAGAUAAUGAAGAGAUGGCCAGAGUAUCUACUGACAAAAAACAGGUAAAGAGAACUGGUCUUGUGGUGGUGAAAAACAUGAAAAUUGUUGGUCUCCACUGUUCUAGUGAAGAUUUACAUGCCGGGCAGAUUGCUCUUAUUAAACACGGGUCAAGGCUGAAAAACUGUGAUCUUUAUUUUUCCAGAAAACCAUGUUCUGCUUGUUUGAAAAUGAUUGUAAAUGCUGGAGUUAACCGAAUUUCAUAUUGGCCUGCUGAUCCAGAAAUAAGUUUGCUUACUGAGGCUUCUAGUUCUGAAGAUGCAAAGUUAGAUGCCAAAGCAGUGGAAAGAUUGAAGUCAAAUAGUCGGGCCCAUGUGUGUGUCUUACUUCAACCUUUGGUGUGUUAUAUGGUGCAGUUUGUAGAGGAGACCUCUUACAAAUGUGACUUUAUUCAAAAAAUUACAAAAACAUUGCCGGAUGCUAACACUGACUUUUAUUAUGAAUGUAAACAAGAAAGAAUAAAAGAAUAUGAAAUGAUAUUUUUGGUUUCAAAUGAAGAAAUGCAUAAGCAAAUACUGAUGACUGUAGGCCUGGAGAACCUGUGUGAAAAUCCAUACUUUAGCAAUCUAAGGCAAAACAUGAAAGACCUUAUCCUACUUCUGGCCACAGUAGCUUCCAGUGUGCCGAACUUUAAACACUUCGGAUUUUACUGUAGCAAUCCAGAACAAAUUAAUGAAAUUCACAAUCAAAGUUUGCCACAAGAAAUUGCAAGGCACUGCAUGGUUCAGGCCAGGUUAUUGGCAUAUCGAACUGAGGAUCAUAAAACAGGAGUUGGGGCAGUCAUUUGGGCAGAAGGAAAAUCUAGAAGUUGUGAUGGAACAGGUGCCAUGUACUUCGUAGGAUGUGGUUACAAUGCUUUUCCUGUUGGAUCUGAGUAUGCUGACUUCCCACACAUGGAUGACAAGCAGAAAGACAGAGAAAUAAGAAAAUUCAGAUACAUCAUACAUGCGGAACAGAAUGCCUUGACAUUUAGGUGUCAAGAAAUAAAACCAGAAGAAAGAAGCAUGAUUUUUGUGACAAAAUGCCCAUGUGAUGAGUGUGUACCUUUAAUUAAAGGUGCAGGCAUAAAACAAAUAUAUGCAGGAGAUGUAGAUGUUGGAAAAAAGAAGGCAGAUAUCUCUUACAUGAGAUUCGGGGAACUUGAAGGUGUUAGCAAAUUUACGUGGCAGCUGAAUCCAUCAGGAGCUUAUGGUCUUGAACAAAAUGAGCCUGAAAGGAGAGAAAGCUGAAACAAGUGCCCAUGGGUUUGAAAUGAAGCUGUCCUGACCUAGCGUUAUUCUCAAUGCUAGACGGUGUGUUGAGAUCCGUCCCACAGAAGGAAGAGCAGCACCAGGACAAGAAGCUGCGCCUCGGAAUCCACUAAGAAGGCCUGUCUACACUUCAGGGGAGCCUCAAGAACUUUCAUUGCACUUCUAAAAUUCAGCCUUGUUCAUUCAGAAAAUAAGGAUGGAUUUUGUGAAUAAUUGAAAAGCAUUUUUUAAGGAAACUAAUUUAUUUCUAGGAUACAAAUGGUGUUAAUCAGAAUAUUUGUAUUUUAGAUUUAUGUGUGGGUUUUCCAUAAUGUAGCAGUGUGUUAUUUUAUUACACAAAAUGAGGGAGCAAUAACUUAAACAAAUGUAAUCACAAGUAGGGACUGAUUUCUAUUUAUCUUGACUUUAUAUUAGCCAAUUUGAAAGGGUCUGCUUCACAGGAGGUCACGCCUCUGCAGGGAAUCACACACCUUUUGAGAAAUAUUAAUUCUUUUGAAUUACAAGAGUGACAGUUAGUAAACUGUUCUAGGGAAACAAAAGUAUCAUCUUUU